Erinaceus europaeus (western European hedgehog) is the source of this 877-nucleotide messenger RNA. It is a transcript of the gene ACYP2, whose product is annotated as acylphosphatase 2. Gene Ontology annotation, molecular function: acylphosphatase activity. The record is from RefSeq and is a predicted model, not a curated record. The transcript has 4 exons. Bases 181 to 564 code for a protein of 127 amino acids. NCBI's taxonomy places the organism in Eukaryota, Metazoa, Chordata, Mammalia, Eulipotyphla, Erinaceidae.
CAUCUGGUCACGCAGCAUGUGGCUUCAUUUAUAAACGCCGUGAAGCGGCGGUCCCGAUCCCCUCGCUCCAGGUCGCCGCGCGCCGGCUGCGCCGCCUCAUUUGCCGCCGGCCGCCGCGUGACCCCUGCGCUUGCUCGCGUCCCAGGCGGCUAACAGGCGCGGGCAGCGCCAAGCCACCCCAUGUCCCCCUUCCCUUUCGCGGCCGCCGCCACCGUCGCCGCCCGAAACCCGCACCGCCUGCUCGGCAGAGGGCUCGUCGCCGCCAUGUCCACAGCUGGGCCCUUCAAGUCGGUGGACUACGAGGUUUUUGGAAGAGUGCAGGGGGUUUGUUUUCGAAUGUACACAGAAGAUGAGGCUAAGAAAAUAGGAGUGGUUGGAUGGGUGAUGAAUACCAGCAAAGGUACUGUGACAGGCCAAGUUCAAGGCCCUGAAGAAAAAGUCAACUCCAUGAAGUCCUGGCUGAGCAAGGUUGGAAGCCCAAGUUCUCGAAUCGACCGAGCGGCUUUUACUAAUGAGAAAACAAUCUCUAAACUUGAUUACACUAAUUUUAGUAUUCGACACUAAGAGAAAGAAACACUGAGAUGCAUGUUCCACACAGAAACCACUCUGUCUCCUUUAAUCCAAAUGCUACAGAGUUCUGAUUUGAAAACUACAUUAUGUAAUCUACUACAAAUGUCUGAUCCAGGACAUUUCACUCCAGUAUUGUUUUAACCAGUGAAAAUAGUAUUUUAAAAUAUGAUGUAUAAAGUUAAAAAUGUUAUUAUAGACUAUUUAACUGAUUAUUUUAAGCUUGUAUAAUGGAAUUGUUAAUUCUAAUAAAUACACUAUGUAGGUUAUUUAAUUAGAUCUAAAAUAAAGUUAACCAUUUAGAAACUAA